Molecule: messenger RNA, 980 nt
Organism: Dendronephthya gigantea
Lineage: Eukaryota; Metazoa; Cnidaria; Anthozoa; Malacalcyonacea; Nephtheidae
Product: arabinose 5-phosphate isomerase KpsF-like
Exons: 6
Coding region: 57-776 (239 amino acids)
Biological process (GO): carbohydrate derivative metabolic process
Molecular function (GO): carbohydrate derivative binding
Source: RefSeq, a predicted model, not a curated record
AUCAGUUCCGUUUCUUGUAUGCGAAGCUGGGCAUUUUUGUUUUUUAACGCCAAAACAUGGCAAGUUUGGCUUCGAAGAAAGAAAUGGAAUUACGAAAUGCAGCCCAAGCUCGAGGCGAAACAUUUGAUAUGACAAAUGUGAAGGAGAAACUGGUAGAGGCUGAAAGACCUGCAAUAUCUGAGUUUCAAAGUAGCCUUUUUGCUGACGCUGAUGUUGCAAAGAGGAUAGCGAAUGCCUUGGAUACAAAAAAUACCGCAAACUUUGUGACAUUAAUUCAACAUUGUUCAGGAGUGGUCUUAACCUCAGGCAUAGGAAAGUCUGGUAUUGUGGCUGAACGUCUGUCAGCCUCGCUUGCAUCAACUGGCACCCCAUCACAUUACGUCCAUGCCGCAGAGUGGACACAUGGGGACCUGGGUCGGGCUCGUAAUGGGGAUGUUGCAGUGUUUCUGUCCCACAGUGGUAAUACAAAGGAGUGUGUAGCUGCCGCUCAAUUGUUGAAGGAACGUGGGAUUACUGUUCUUUCGAUUGUCGGAAAAUAUGAUUGUGGUCUUAGAGCAUGGUCAGAUGCUUUGAUUAAUUAUGGAGUGGCAGGGACGAUUGAAGAUUCCAUUGGUGGUGCUCCUACCAGGAGUAUUGUUGUUCAGGAGAUGAUUGUGAAUGCGAUCGAAUGUGAGUUAAUGGCGAGGAGAAAGUUCACAAAGAGCGAUUUCUUACAAAACCAUCCUGGUGGAGCGCUUGGGAAGAAACUACAACUGGAAAAAAUUGAAAAGGAAUGAUUGAGAAAACUAAUGACGUAUAGUACUGUGUAAAUAUUUCCUCGUGGAUAUAAUUGCACAACCUAGACGAAGUCGCGUUAGUAAGAGGUUGAGGUAGUGAGGCUAAUGCCUAAAUGCGGCCAAGUUGGUGUGACACUGUUAAUGACUUAAAUGUAAAGCUAACAUCCUUACAUAUUUCACAUAUUCCCUGGAUUAAAAUCUGAU